AUGGACCUGCAUAAAGUAGUCCUCACCUCGGCUGACCUCCGCCGUCGCCUGAUCGACAUGGGUCGUGAUCCUGAAGCCGCCGAGGAUCUGUUUGCACGGCUGGACGAAAGCUGCGAUGGGCAGGUUACACGUGAUGAGCUCGAGACACUGGUUGUCAGCACUGGGGCACAACUCAACAAGAGAGCAGUAUCUAUGCAGGGAAUCAAGAAGUUGUUGUCGAAGCUGGAGCUAUUGCUGACACUUAUCAUGUUUACCAUCAUUGUUUUCAUCUACAGCAAUUUAUUCAACCAAAACUGGGUCAAGGACUCCAAAGCUCUCUUGACCGGCUUUAUUGGCUUGGGCUUCGCAAUCGACUUCGUCGCCGACUGUGUCUUUGUGUUUGCGAAACAUGCUUACGAUGUCGGCGACCUGAUCGAAGCAAAGUCCAAAAAGCUCGUUGUCCGUGACGUUCAUCUCACGCACACGGACUUCGAGGAAACAGGAAGCGAAGGAGCCGAUGCCAUUGGCAUGGUCGUGCAGAUCAGUCAUAAAGUCCUGGCGGCUGAGGUGAUCAUCAACUGGACCAGAAGCAAUGACUUGAAGGUCGUUCAGAAGGCGCAGAAACAAGCAGGUUCAUGUAAUUUAAGCUUCGAACAACCACUGUGUGCGACGAGAUGUGACUGGGGAAAGCAUAGAUGCAAUACGUAA
Exophiala xenobiotica is the source of this 687-nucleotide messenger RNA. RefSeq lists its product as uncharacterized. The record is from RefSeq and is a predicted model, not a curated record. Lineage: Eukaryota; Fungi; Ascomycota; Eurotiomycetes; Chaetothyriales; Herpotrichiellaceae. Gene Ontology annotation, molecular function: calcium ion binding. The transcript has 2 exons. The coding region runs from base 1 to 687 and encodes 228 amino acids.